Molecule: messenger RNA, 751 nt
Organism: Schistocerca americana (American grasshopper)
Lineage: Eukaryota; Metazoa; Arthropoda; Insecta; Orthoptera; Acrididae
Product: peptidyl-prolyl cis-trans isomerase FKBP8
Exons: 2
Coding region: 1-696 (231 amino acids)
Molecular function (GO): protein binding
Source: RefSeq, a predicted model, not a curated record
AUGGGGCUGUCAUUUUUCUGCAACCACAAAAUACCCAAAAACCAUAAUCAUGAACCAGACCUAGAAUCUCUUUCCAUUGCCCAACGCAGAGAAAUAGGCGAUAAAAAACGCGAACGAGGAAACUGGUGGUUUUCCAGGCAAGAAUACUCAUUUGCUAUACAGAGUUACAGGCGAGCCAUAGAGUUUCUGGAUGAAGCUGAAGGUGGAUUCUCUAUUGAGAAGAAAGAUAUUUCAGAGGAUGCGGAAAAACAGUUGCAAGAACUACUAGAAGAUAGGUUGAAGGUAUUCAAUAACUUGGCUGCAGCUCAGAUGAAGAUAAAGGCAUACGAUGCUGCCCUGAAGUCAGUAGAUAAUGUUCUUCGUUGCCAGCCUCAAAAUGUUAAAGCUCUUUUUAGAAAAGGAAAGAUCCUAGCUGCAAAAGGAGAUACAACAGCAGCAUUAUCAGUCUUGCGAAAUGCAAGUCAGUUGGAACCUGAAUCAAAGGUGAUAAAGCAAGAAGUGCAGCGCCUUUUGGAUGUAAUUAAACGUGACACAAAGCAAGAGAAAAGCCUCUAUAAGAAAAUGUUGGGGCAGAAUAAGAGUACAGAAAAAACUGCAAGAGGAUCGAGGAUUUAUUAUCGAACUUGGGGCAUAGCGUGCAGCAGUGUUGCAGUUGUUCUCCUAGGAGCAAUAGCAUACCGUUACAGGUUCUUGUAACCUUAUUCCAGAGUGAUUAUGCCUAAAUGUCAGGUUCAUGAUUAUGGUUUUUGGG